This is a messenger RNA of Spinacia oleracea (spinach), 1513 nucleotides long. Its product is annotated as anthocyanin synthase. The record is from RefSeq and is a predicted model, not a curated record. NCBI's taxonomy places the organism in Eukaryota, Viridiplantae, Streptophyta, Magnoliopsida, Caryophyllales, Amaranthaceae. The transcript is spliced from 2 exons. Bases 265 to 1323 code for a protein of 352 amino acids.
GAUGUAUUUGUACUUUCUCUCCAUGCAUGCUAGUUGUAAUUUGGAGUUUGCCACAACCUAAUUUUACUCCUUCAACUCCAGCCUUUCGUCUAAAAAUAAUUGCCUACAUUUAACUUUUCAUUGUUUCAAAUAUGUUAUGUAAUGCUUUAGUCAAGCCAUAUUUCUUCUUAUAAAAAGACCAAAUCACUUCUCACACAAUAAUACAAACCUUUCAUCAAGAGGUAAUUAAUAUAAUAAAUCAUUUUCACCCCCCUUUCAAUAGUAAUGACGGCCACAAUUGCUCCUUCAAGGGUUGAAAGCCUAGCAAGUAGUGGCAUUGAAUCCAUCCCUAAGGAGUAUGUUAGGCUCAACGAGGAGCUAACUUCCAUGGGAAACGUCUUCGAGGAGGAAAAGAAAGACGAUGGAUAUCAAAUUCCAACAAUAGAUAUUAAAGACAUAGCUUCUAAGGAUCAAGAGGUUCGAGACAAGGCGAUCCAAGAGCUCAAAAGGGCGGCCAUGGAGUGGGGUGUAAUGCACCUCGUUAACUAUGGUAUCUCCGAUGAGCUUAUUCACCGCGUUAAGGUGGCCGGAGAGACCUUCUUUGAGCUUCCGGUGGAGGAGAAGGAGAAGUAUGCUAAUGAUCAAGCAUCGGGGAAUUUACAAGGGUAUGGAAGUAAGCUUGCUAAUAGUGCUAGUGGACGACUUGAGUGGGAGGACUAUUACUUUCACCUUUGUUUCCCUGAGGACAAAAGAGACUUUUCCAUUUGGCCUAAGACUCCUGCUGACUACAUUCCUGCAGUAUCAGAGUAUUCCAAGGAACUAAGAAGCUUAGCAACUAAGAUCCUCUCGGCAUUGUCUCUAGCACUAGGGUUAGAAGAAGGGAGACUAGAGAAGGAAGUAGGAGGCAUAGAAGAGCUCCUCUUACAAUUCAAGAUCAACUAUUACCCAAAAUGCCCUCAGCCGGAGUUAGCCCUAGGCGUAGAGGCUCACACCGAUGUAAGUGCCUUAACUUUCAUCCUCCACAACAUGGUUCCUGGACUUCAACUAUUCUAUGAGGGUAAAUGGGUCACUGCAAAAUGUGUCCCUAAUUCCAUCAUUAUGCACAUUGGUGAUACUAUUGAGAUCUUAAGCAAUGGAAAGUACAAAAGUAUCCUUCAUAGAGGGUUAGUCAAUAAGGAGAAGGUGAGGAUUUCUUGGGCAGUUUUCUGUGAACCUCCCAAGGAGAAGAUCGUCCUUAUGCCCCUUCCUGACCUUGUGAGCGGCGAGGAGGUUGCUCGGUAUCCGCCUCGAACCUUCGCCCAACAUGUUCAAUACAAGCUCUUUAGGAAGACUCAAGAUCCAUAAGCUACAUUAACAAAUAAUUAAGUUUUCUUUGAUUUCUAUCCUAAGCUAUCUUCUACUAUGCCUAUGAAGUUGUAUUUGUUAAACUUGUAUUUUAGUUUGAGACAUAUAGACAAUGUGUGACUUGAUUAUGCAUACUAUUUUACAUUAUACAAGUAGUUAAUCAAUACUCCGUAGUGUUUUACAUUGAUAA